UACAGGUAAAGAUUUUGAGACUAUCGCAAAUGUCAAAACUGUCAAUCAACCACCUUCUCCAAUUUAAUAAAUAUGGAUCACUCGUUAGACAAUUACGCGGAGUUUGAAACUGAAUUAACCGCCCUCGAAGAAGAAUCGAGAAAAAAGAAAUUGCAAGAAAAAGAAGCACAAAGGGCCGACCUAAAUAUAGAAACAAGGAUAAAAAUAAUUUCGAGAUAUUUCUUAAGGCUCUCAUGGCACCGGAAAAAGGAACUGGUACUCACAAUUAUCCGCAAUUUAAACUGCAUGGAUUCGAUUUUACGCCUUAUCAGUUAUAUGUCCGUUUGGUUUGGUAAAAUGGCUACUUAUACCAAUGUUAGUGCUCAGUGCAAGCUGGCUGACCCCCAGAUAAUUAUGGACCACAAUAGGUCUAUGCAAUUGGACUAUUUGGAAGCCACAAUUGCUGAAGAUGUUCAGUGGAUUGCCGGACUGUCCAAGGUUAACCAAGUACAAGUUAUCAUCAGCCUUUUGCAACUUGGAGGUGGGGGAUUGCAGAAGAAAAUUUACAUUCCUACAGUGAAAAUAUACAAUGAGCAGGUACAUAAGUUGGAGAAGAAUGAGAAAACCCCUUCUCAGAAAGAUUUGAUGUCAGUUCUUGAAGAAGAAAUUGAACUCAAGAAGAAAGAGGACCAAUAUCCUAAACACCAUCAACUUACUAUCGCAGUGGACAAGUUAAGGAAGAAGUGGGAUGAGACAAUUCUUAAGCAUACCAAAGAAGUUUUUGGAGCAAAAAUUAAUGAAAAAACUGAUAACGUUGAGAAGAAAAGUGCAAAAACAGAGAACAAGAAAGCACAUAAGAAAGACAAAAAAGGAGGCAAAACCGCUACAGAAUCCCCGGACUGGAUUCAAAUGCUUCCCAUAUGGAUUAUAAAAAAAAUAUUUGACCAUUUUGACAAUAAAACCUUGCAAUACCUUAAAAAAGUAAACAAUCAUUGGGCUUACGUUUGCGACAGCUUAAUGAAAGAUCGACAUGGAAAGGAGUUUCUAAACGAAGCGAUUGCAAAAAUGUCUUCGAAAGUUGACCAAGAGAUCCUCAAAGAAUAUUAUGAGAGAGAAAAAAAUCUCCAGGCAAAAAGAGAACCUGAAUGUUCAACUAGACGCCGAAUAAAAAAACUAAUUACAAGGGGCGCAGUCUUAAAGGAGAUGCGCCCUAAUGUCCCCAAAUCAAAGCAAACAUCCACAUGUUUAACCACAUCAUUGACUGAUAGGCAAGAUCCUAGUUUUUAUGACCCAAUUGAAAAACUGGAAGUUUUUCCAAGGUUGAUUAGGGAAGAUUUGCUGCUGUACAAAAGUUAUCCGUGCAUUUUAAAGGAUUUGAAUAUAUUAAUUGACGUGGAAGCCGAAGUGGAGAAGCAAAAGGACACUUUGAGUUACUCUUUAAGUCAGAUUAUGAGUGAUACUUUUAGCUUGAGUGAAGCUAACUUGGCUGAUUGGUAAACAGUUGAUUUUUUUUUUAAAUAAAAUACAAAUUUUGAAUUGAGGGGGAAUAUGCAUAGCUAAUAUAGUAAUAGACGUAAAAAAUAAUCCUUUUCACAAAUAAUGCUUAAAAAAUACCUAAAAGUUGUACACCAAUUAAUGAUUUUCCCCUCAGAUUAUAAAUAUAAAUAAAAAUUUGAUUAUUAUAAA
Messenger RNA from Anthonomus grandis grandis, 1665 nucleotides. RefSeq lists its product as uncharacterized. The coding region runs from base 73 to 1476 and encodes 467 amino acids. Lineage: Eukaryota; Metazoa; Arthropoda; Insecta; Coleoptera; Curculionidae. Gene Ontology annotation, molecular function: protein binding. The record is from RefSeq and is a predicted model, not a curated record. The transcript has a single exon.